AGGAAUAACGAUCCAAAUCAAACUCGAGCUUCUUACGGCUCAGCUGGGCUUACAGCCCUCAGCUGCCCUAAUUGAUCGAAACGAGAAGCGGUGAGAAGACAGAGAAGCCGGGCAUGGCGACCGCGGCGGUGAAGAUGAUCGGCGUGGUGGGAAGCGGUCAGAUGGGGUCGGGGAUAGCGCAGGUGGCCGCUGUCGCGGGCUUCGACGUCUGGCUCCUCGACUCCGACCCCGUCGCCCUCCAGCGGGCGGAGAAAGCCAUCGCCGCCUCCGUCCAGCACCUCGUCUCCAAGGGUCAGCUCUCCCAGCUUGCAGGUACUAACUUAUUGAACCACUUGAGAUACACAUCAAGUUUAGAAGAUCUUAAAAGUGCAGAUGUCAUAAUUGAAGCCAUUGUGGAAUCUGAAGUCAUAAAGAAGAAGUUAUUUUCAGAACUUGACAGGAUUGCAAAAGUUUCUGCAAUUUUGGCAUCUAAUACUAGUUCCAUAUCCAUUACUCGCCUUGCUUCUUCAACUAGUCGGCCAGCACAGGUGAUAGGCAUGCACUUCAUGAAUCCCCCUCCGGUUAUGAAACUGAUCGAGAUUGUGAGGGGAGCUGACACUUCAGAUGAGGUCUUCAUAACAAUAAAAAACUUGGCAGAAAGGUUCGGGAAGACUGUAAUAUGCUCUCAAGAUUUCCCAGGCUUUAUUGUGAACAGGAUCUUGAUGCCGAUGAUCAAUGAGGCCUUUUUUGCUCUCUACACUGGUGUGGCCACAAAAGAAGACAUCGAUACUGGAAUGAAACUGGGCACAAACCAUCCAUUGGGUCCAUUACAGCUUGCAGACUUUAUCGGUUUGGAUAUAUGUCUUUCCAUUCUUAAAGUGCUUCACGAAGGGCUCGGAGACAGCAAAUACAUCCCCUGCCCACUUCUUGUUCAGUAUGUUGAUGCUGGUCGACUAGGGAGAAAGAGAGGGAUUGGUGUCUACAACUACCAGAAUAGAAGUCCAUUAGCUAAACCAUUAUCCUCGCUGUAAGUCUCUCAACGGAAAAGACUCGCGGAACGGUAUUACGUGAAAUAGAAUAAAAUUGUGGACUUGAUACUGUUAACUAUGAAAUGUGCUAUGGUACAUUCAUCAAGACUUUCAAACUCAACUUGCAUUAAA
This is a messenger RNA of Zingiber officinale, 1139 nucleotides long. RefSeq names its product 3-hydroxybutyryl-CoA dehydrogenase-like. The transcript is spliced from 4 exons. Gene Ontology annotation, molecular function: oxidoreductase activity, acting on the CH-OH group of donors, NAD or NADP as acceptor; NAD+ binding. The record is from RefSeq and is a predicted model, not a curated record. The coding region runs from base 114 to 1010 and encodes 298 amino acids. Gene Ontology annotation, biological process: fatty acid metabolic process. Lineage: Eukaryota; Viridiplantae; Streptophyta; Magnoliopsida; Zingiberales; Zingiberaceae.